GUCCCGACGUCGGUGUAUUUUUCUAGCAAUGCCAGUUUAUUUCAGAUCCUGUUUGAAGGUGUAAGAGGAGCUGGCAUCACCAGUGACAUGGCAGUCGAUGAUAUCUCUCUAACGCCUGGUCCUUGCACUUGUGGACCUGACCAGUUCCAGUGUAACAAUUCGCAGUGUGUACCACUCUCAGCGAAGUGUGACGGCCAUGCUGACUGUUUUGAUUGGAGCGACGAAGCAAACUGCACUUACGCCCUUGAAAUCACAUGUGACUUCGAUGAGGAUCCUUGUAACUCUAAGACCACUGCUGGGGGAAGUUUUCGGUGGCUUCGAGACUCGGGUAGUACCCCAGCCUUUGGAUCAGGACCAUCACAAGACAAUACAGAUGGAUCUGGGUUUUAUAUGUACACGGAUUCUAGAUUUGCACCUAACGGUGCUACUGCCAGUCUGACGUUACCCCUUAUCGGCUCUACUGCUUGUCGGCCUGACCAAUUCCAGUGUAGCAAUGAACAAUGUGUUCCGCUGUCUGAGAAGUGUAAUGGUCAUGCUAACUGUCUAGAUUGGAGCGACGAGACUAAUUGCACAAUCGACCCUAUCGUAUGGGAGCCGUUCAACUUUACUUACGACAACACUUGCACCAGCUGCACCGGUGAGCGUUUUGUAAGGCAAAGCAACUACACCUACGGAGGUCAGAGUCUGUACGUCGGUGUUGUUUUGUGCUCGCCGACUCAGUACAAGAUUUUGCUGAGUGACAACCUGACAGGGACGUUCCAAAAUAUAGGCGAUGGUGCGGGACACGGUCAGGAUCACUGUGAGCUUGUUGGAGCUUCAUCAGAUCCUCCGUCCUCGUCACUGGAUCCGGAUUAUCGCACCUGUAGUGGAACAGGUUAUUGGCGCUAUCGUCGUGAAGACAAUUUCACCAGUGGAGCCAUCGGUUAUGGAUCAGACAACGGCAUCGCGUGGUACGGACGCUGGUACGAGUGCGGUGUUACAAUCCCUGACGACAAAGAUCGAGACGAGGGUGGCUGGAGUUGUGAGUUUAAUACAGAUCAGUGUAACUCCAUAGCAGCUAAUUCAGGAGGGUCAAGAGGGUUUCGAUGGAUUCGCUUUGGCAAUACAACGUCAUCGUCAGCCGAUGGGAACCAUACGACACCGACUCCACACACUGUUAGUACACCAUCAUCAUGGUCAACAGGACAGUCAGCUAACUAUCCCGAUAGAAAAGGAUCUUAUAUGUUUGCGGAUGCUACAUUUGGUUUGCCUAAUGCAACUGCCAGUUUAACGUUGCCCAUCAUUCGUUCUGCCGGUGAUCAGCACUGCUUGCGGUGGAUUUACUACAUGUACGGAUCUGACACGGGGACUCUGAACGUCUAUGUCUCCCAACCUCAGCAAGCUGACAUAUUAGUAUGGACAAGAUUCGGUUUGAAGGUGUAA
Branchiostoma belcheri (Belcher's lancelet) is the source of this 1422-nucleotide messenger RNA. Its product is annotated as MAM and LDL-receptor class A domain-containing protein 2-like. The transcript is spliced from 11 exons. Gene Ontology annotation, cellular component: membrane. The coding region runs from base 88 to 1422 and encodes 444 amino acids. Gene Ontology annotation, molecular function: protein binding. Lineage: Eukaryota; Metazoa; Chordata; Leptocardii; Amphioxiformes; Branchiostomatidae. The record is from RefSeq and is a predicted model, not a curated record.